AUGGGUUCUAUAAGUGUUACUUUGGAACAAGAAAGAAUAAAAGGUGGCAGCGCAAAAGAACAAUCCUUCUCACAAGAGGUUGUUGAAUUAAUUAAAUCCGGGGACCUAGUCUCUUCUUCUGCCUGCUCAAUCAAGAGAAGGAGACGGGGUAACUUGCCCAAAGAAUCGGUGCAGAUUCUUCGGGACUGGCUGUAUGAACACCGUUACAACGCUUAUCCUUCUGAACAAGAGAAAGCACUAUUGUCAAGACAGACGCACCUUUCCACACUGCAGGUCUGCAACUGGUUCAUCAAUGCACGGCGCAGACUUUUGCCUGACAUGUUGAGGAAGGAUGGGAAGGACCCAAAUCAAUUUACUAUCUCACGAAGAGGGACCAAGGUAAUUGAUGGCCACCUAACGGAAUUUUCCAGCUCAAAAAACUGCAUCCCCCUGAUUGAGAGCUCCUUUUUCUCUGCUAGCCCAGGAUCAAACAAGACUUGUAAUGCUCCUUCUCCAGGAUCUCUUCUGGCUCGUCCCUCGGUAAUUUGUCAUACCACCGUAACUGCACUGAAAGAUGUCCCUUUCCAUUUCAAUCAGCUCACUGGUACAGGUCAGACCACGGAUGAUCUUCAGUGGGCUUCACCUACCAGCUUUACAGACAACUCUCUCCUAUUGCACGAGGAUAAGUUGGGACCUAGUUCAAAUGCACAAAGUGGGCUUUUCAACACUCCUCCUCCAACUCCCCCAGAUCUCAAUCAGGACUUCAGUGGAUUUCAGCUCCUGGUGGAUGUUGCACUGAAACAGGCAGCAGAGAUGGAAUUGCAGGCAAAACUCAUGGCAUAAAUUGUUCUUCAUAUUUUCUCUCCCCCAACAGGGAUGUAAUAGAAAGAUGUGACAAUUGUUUCAAUGAUAUCAAGGAUUUAACUGCAUUAUUUGUUCUAAUUAAUCUUAUUUGCACAAGGGAUUGCUGAAAUGAAGCUUCCUAUCCCUGUAAUGGUCUUCAGUGGAUUCCAGUCAUUCCAAGAUUAUAAACUUAAAGCUACUGUAGAAGCAAAUUCCUCCUUUUAAAGUUUCUUAGUAGAUUUUUUUUUUAAUAAUGUGAGAUGGUUCCCAAGAUCAUGUGAUUUUGUUUUGUUUUCAUUAUUUGUCUCUUUCAGACUGUGCAAUAUUUAGUAACAAGAUUAGUAUUCAUAUCAUUCCCAUGUGGAACAAAAUAUACCAACAGGCUGUCUUAAAAAAAUUCAGAUUUUAAAACAAGUUUGGAUUUGAAUGAUUAUACUUUUUCAUGACGUAAUAAAAUAUUUUCUUUAAUAGCUGAUUUAUGCUGAGUAUUUUGUUGAACUAGUGUUUCAAAAGAUAGCAAAUUUGCAUUGUAACAUGGAGACAUUCAGUUCUUCUAACACUAUAUUUUUUUUUAAAAAAAUGUAGUCCUCCUGAUUAUAAGUUGCUGGCAAUGAAACAUGCUGUUAGAUUUAUAUGAGCUUAAUGUAUUUCCUUUAGUACAGUUUAUGGCAUAUUCUUGCUUGUAGACAGUUCUGCUUAAACAAGUAAGCAUUUAAAUGCAAGUUCCUUGUUUAUUCACAAAUAAGUGAUUCCAUUGUUUUAUUGAUUAAUCACUGGUUAUUUCAAUAUGAUUUGUUAAGAUUCUGUUUUCCAAAAUGCCUUAUAGGAAAUCCAUCUGAAAACUGAAUUUAAGAUGACCCUGCCCCAAAGGAUUA
Messenger RNA from Protobothrops mucrosquamatus (brown spotted pit viper), 1697 nucleotides. RefSeq names its product TGFB induced factor homeobox 1 (gene TGIF1). Gene Ontology annotation, molecular function: DNA-binding transcription factor activity, RNA polymerase II-specific; RNA polymerase II cis-regulatory region sequence-specific DNA binding. The transcript has 4 exons. NCBI's taxonomy places the organism in Eukaryota, Metazoa, Chordata, Lepidosauria, Squamata, Viperidae. Gene Ontology annotation, biological process: regulation of transcription by RNA polymerase II. The record is from RefSeq and is a predicted model, not a curated record. The coding region runs from base 1 to 822 and encodes 273 amino acids.